Molecule: messenger RNA, 988 nt
Organism: Lontra canadensis (Northern American river otter)
Lineage: Eukaryota; Metazoa; Chordata; Mammalia; Carnivora; Mustelidae
Product: olfactory receptor 8B3-like
Exons: 1
Coding region: 56-988 (310 amino acids)
Biological process (GO): sensory perception of smell; G protein-coupled receptor signaling pathway
Cellular component (GO): membrane
Molecular function (GO): G protein-coupled receptor activity; odorant binding; olfactory receptor activity
Source: RefSeq, a predicted model, not a curated record
GUUGUUUCCUUAUGUAACCCUAUUUUUCUGUGCUCACAGAUCGCCUUAGAGAAGAAUGGCUCAUGGAAAUGCUUCCUUUGUGACUGAAUUCAUUCUGGCGGGGCUCACAGACCUUCCAUAUCUCCAGCUCCCCCUCUUCAGUCUGUUUCUAGUCAUGUAUAUGGUCACUAUGUUGGGAAAUUUGUGCUUGAUAAUUCUAAUAGGGCUCAAUUCACACCUGCACACCCCCAUGUACUUUUUCCUCUUCAAUUUGUCCUUCACAGACCUCUGUUAUUCUUCUGUGUUUACACCCAAAAUGCUGAUUAACUUCACAUCAAAGGAGAAUAUUAUCUCCUACAGGGGAUGCAUGACCCAGUUUUACUUUUUCUGCUUUUUUGCUAUUUCUGAAUGUUAUGUGCUGACAUCAAUGGCCUAUGAUCGCUAUGUGGCCAUCUGUAACCCACUCUUAUAUAAUGUUGCCAUGUCCCCUAAAGUAUGUUCCAGCCUUAUGCUUGGUUCAUAUUUGAUGGCAUUUUCAGGUGCCACGGCUCACACAGGAUGCAUGCUGAGACUGACCUUCUGUGAUGCAAACACUGUCAACCAUUAUUUUUGUGACAUUCUCCCUCUGCUCCAGCUCUCCUGCACCAGCACCUAUGUCAAUGAGCUGGUGGUUUUUAUUGUGGCGGGCGUCAAUGUAAUUGUGCCCAGUGUCACCAUCUUUGUCUUUUAUGGUUUCAUCCUGUCCAGCAUCCUGCGCAUCAGCUCCACUGAGGGCAGGUCCAAAGCCUUCAGCACGUGCAGUUCCCACAUAAUUGCUGUUUUCCUCUUCUUUGGCUCCUUUGCUUUUAUGUAUCUUAAACCAUCUUCUGCUGGGUCUAUGAGUAGGGGGAAAAUCUCCUCUGUCUUUUAUACCAAUGUGGUUCCCAUUAUGAACCCUUUCAUUUACAGCUUGAGAAACAAAGAUGUUAAACUUGCUGUGAGAAAAAUUGUGAGUAGGAGAGUGUUUUGA